AUGGACAACCUCCAAGCCAUCCAAAAAUACCUGGAACGCGAGAUCAUCCUCAACCCGACAUACAAACAACCCCUGAUCCUUCUCAAAGCCAUCCGCAAUGGCGCCGUCUACGGCACCAAAGUCCGCUUCCCACACGCCCUCGUCAUGGUCUUCCUCUUCCGAUCCGGGACGCUCAGAGAGAAGCUAUGGCUUACAUUAAAAGCGACACGGCAACAUGCCAUGAACUUGGCCAAGUUCGCUUUCCUGUACAAGAGCGGCUGCUUAUUGUUGAAGAACGCCAAUGGCGGCAAGGAAGAGAGCAUGCACACGUUCCUCGCUGGCUUGUUUGGCGGGUACUGGGUGUUUGGACAUGGCAAGGGUGCGAGCAGUUCUGUGAAUCAGCAGAUCUGCAUAUACGUGUUUGCGAGAGUUGUGCUGGCGUUGGCGAAGCUUGCUGUGCAGCCACCGGGAGAUAACAGCUUGGUGGCCGGGAGCUACGGUGGGCACGGAGGGAAGAGCGUGCUCGGGUUGAAAGAAGGGCAGCUCAAGGCUAUUCAGCAAUACAGCUGGCCGGUGUUUGCCUCCUUCAGCUGGGCAGGAGUGAUGUGGCUCUUCCGAUACUACCCGGAGACGCUGCAGCCGAGUCUGCGGAACAGCAUGACCUAUAUUUAUGACAAUGCGGAAAAAUGGGACUCGACGAGGAAUUUCUUGGUGCACAACAAAUGA
Messenger RNA from Saxophila tyrrhenica, 705 nucleotides. RefSeq lists its product as uncharacterized. Gene Ontology annotation, cellular component: peroxisomal membrane. The transcript has 3 exons. The record is from RefSeq and is a predicted model, not a curated record. Bases 1 to 705 code for a protein of 234 amino acids. Lineage: Eukaryota; Fungi; Ascomycota; Dothideomycetes; Mycosphaerellales; Extremaceae.